UGUCAUAGACAAGAUGUACAAUUACGGACUACGGACUAAAGUUUUCGUUAUUAUCGUAAAUACUAAUAAAUAGUCAUAAAAGUUUAGAGAUGUGAAAUAAUAUUAAAAUUAUCGUAGUAGUUAUUUCUCAUGUUCUAAUCUGUUAAACCAGUGGUCGCUGUUGUGUCAUUUUUUUUUUUUUUUUUUUUGUUAAUCUUGCAUUUACAGUUCUCUGUUUCUCACUUUCUCAGCUUGUGAGUGACGAGUGUAACAGUAAUUAUUGUUAUAAUAUAAUAUAAAAACGACAAUAUCCACAUCGCGGACGACUACAAUUUGUCUUGGCGACAGAAUUACUGAAAAGUUCUGGUUUGUGAUUCCGUCCCGGAAUCCGAUGCCACUUUUGAUCAAUUAGUUUCUACUACAUACUUACAACAAUGGAGUCUAUGGACGUGACCUCUGCCCUUGAGUUAGCACUGAUCGUAUCUGAAAAAUUCAUCGCUGGUCGAUGGUUAGAUCAAGUCAACGUAAUGAAUGGCUCGACCGAUGACUGUUGCUAACGAUUGACAAACACCUGGUCUUUGCGGUAUGAUAGCUACUUAGGUCUUCAAAUUUGUUUGGACGGGGAUACAAAUUAUAAGUAUCAUAUGUAAUAGCGUGUGUAUACUAGAAACGGCAAAUGGUGGCCAUGAAAAAAUUGCAUAACAGUCGUGUAGUGGAGCCUACCACGGAGGCCAGUGAAUCAGUCAAAAAACUGUACAAGAGUAUAAAUGAAGUAUCACAUUUUUUGGAUGAUCAGCGUGGCCGAUCUUUAACUUGCAAAGAUCUUUUUACUGUUGCUGUUGAUACACAGCGAAUUAAGUUAAAAAACUAUUGUGAAAGAAUGAUGCUUGCAGAUCCAUUAUGUUAUGGCCGAAAAGCUGAAGAUAUCAUGUGGCGUAAAAUUUAUCAUGAUGUAUAUUCUACUGCUAAAAUUUUACACAAAAAUAAUGAUUGGAAUCACAUAGAAUUGGCACUAUUGGAAAAUCAUUUUCAGUCGGGCAUUGGCAGUUAUUAUCAUUUACUAUUCAAAUUUCAAGCAGAAAUUAAAUUCAACAAACCUGAAUUAUUUGAUUUCUAUCUACUAAUAAAUGAUAACACAGAUAAUAAUGUCAAAAAGGAUCACAUCACUCUAUUGAAAAAGAAUGAUACUAACAACAAAGAAGAAACUGGUAUGAAACAAUUAGUCUACCGUUGUUUGAUAUGUUUGGGAGAUUUGUCACGAUAUAUGUAUGAACUAAACAAACUAGAUUUGUAUUAUUCAACAGCUUGUCGGUAUUACAAACAAGCAUUAAACUAUAAACCAGCUAAUGGACUCCCACAUAAUCAAAUUGGGCGAUUGGCGUUAUCUAAUAAAAAACAUUUAGAUGCUGUUUAUCAUUAUGUCCGAUGUGUAUUUAGCAUUGAACCAUUUGAAGGAGGAGAGAAAAACUUAAUAUUAUCUUUGCAACAACAAUCUGAACCAGUUGGAAAUGUAUUUUUAGAAAAACUUUUUUCUAUUUUUAAUAUAUGGUAUACUGGAAAAGAUGAUGGACAAGAAUUAAAUAAAAUAUAUUCUAGUAUUAUAAGCGUUCUGCAAGAUUUUGAUGAUUUUAAGAACAAGAUUAAUGCAUUUGAUAAAAAUAAAGAAACUAAUGAAGAAGAUACCAUAACACCUUUGGCAAAAGAUACUAUACAAUUUUUUUCAAAUAAUGAAAAUAUAUUCAAAAUUGUUGUUAUCAUAAUAGCAUUCUUAAACAAGUUACAUCAAGAAG
Molecule: messenger RNA, 1769 nt
Organism: Melanaphis sacchari
Lineage: Eukaryota; Metazoa; Arthropoda; Insecta; Hemiptera; Aphididae
Biological process (GO): nuclear-transcribed mRNA catabolic process, nonsense-mediated decay
Cellular component (GO): telomerase holoenzyme complex
Molecular function (GO): telomeric repeat DNA binding; telomerase RNA binding; protein binding
Source: RefSeq, a predicted model, not a curated record